Notodromas monacha is the source of this 3455-nucleotide messenger RNA. The record is from the annotation of a GenBank genome assembly. NCBI's taxonomy places the organism in Eukaryota, Metazoa, Arthropoda, Ostracoda, Podocopida, Cyprididae.
AGAAAGAAGAUAAAUUGUAAUAAUCGCGAAUACUUUCUGUUAUGUGACACCGACCGACAUCUUGUGAAGUGAAUCAUUUUCAGUGGAGAUGGCGGAUGUCAUGAAUUCCUUCCGCUUGGUCAUCAACAAGCUCGACGUGAGCUUGGUCGAGAAAUUGGUCGGCAACAUGGACCGCCUUAGUUCCCCGAUGGGCGCUAAAAGUUUCGAAGAAAUCGAUUUGGGACACACCAAAGAAGAAACGCGUGAGAAACCCGAGCCAACCGACACCAUGAUGGAAGUAGAUCAGGACUCGUUUGACGAAUCGGAUCCCGAGAAAAAGGAUGCUACCAUAGAAGACAUCAUGAGUGAGGUGCAUAGAGCUCUGGAAGAUCUCACGUCUACUCAAGAAUACUUGAAAACUCUGAACAUCCUUGACGAGUUUAUGAGAGUGGGGAAAUGUCAGUCGGGACAUUGCACGGCGAUUCCUUUGUGUCGGGAAUGCGUGAAUGAAACUUACUCCAGCCAGCAAAAGAAAGACGUGUGUCGAUUCCGGAAUUUUCGCGUGAUUUCACGCGGCAAUUUCACGGGCUUUCUCAGCCCUUUCACCGACGUAAUCGAAAAGGAUCUUGAGGUUUGGCUCCCGGUCAAGAGCGAAUUCACGCGUGAAACUUCAGUGGAAACGGCGAAAUACAUUCUGAGCCAAUGCGGAGACACCUUUUGCAGUGUGGUGAAGAAAGAGUUGGAGGUCUUUGAUUGCUACAAAAGGGUCAAAGGCAGUGAUGCGACGGUGUUCAAGCGAAUGACGGAGUCCAUGCGUGAAUUGUGCGAUUGUUGCGCCACGGCUGUGUUCAAUUACCACUUUGCCUGUUCCGAGUGUGGGUUUGCCGUGUGCCUCAACUGCUGGAUGGAGGCGUUGACGGAUGCUCGCACUUUGCCGAAACCCUGGGUUCCUUGCGGGGAUCUUGGGCCGCAUGAGCCUGGGGGGUUGCUGAUCGUGCAGAACAUCCCCGCGAGGAUUCUAGAAGAUAUGAAUCUUGUGAUGCAUCUGAUUAGGAGAGUCUGGGGCAUUGAUGCCAACUGUGGUUGUGACCUGCAGCAGAGGUUUGCGAGUCACAAAGACGUGGGUUAUUUGAGAAACGAAGAGCCACAAGCUGCGAAUCAGGAGAUUUUGAGGAGUCUCGGGAUUUACCACGCUGCCAAAGUUCUUUCUCAGCCCCCCGAAGCCUCCAAACAGUCUCGAAAACACCGAACAUGGGUUUUGGAGAACGAAAGACACCUGGACCCGGGUUGCACUCUUUUGUGUGGUGGAGACAUGGUGUCUUUGCCCUGUGAAAUGGAGGACAAGGCGAAGAAGAUGCGACUGUUUCAAGAAGAGUGGCAACGAGGUCAACCCGUCAUGGUGACAGGGGUGCUCAAGUUCAUGAAAGAGGAUAUGUGGACACCGCAUUCCUUCAACAAGGAAUUUGGGACUCAGCACGUGGAUCUGAUCAAUUCCAUCACUGGGGACGUGUGGAAUAAUCAAUUCAUGAAUGUAUUUUGGGAUGGCUUCAUGGACUAUCGAAAGAGACCGGUGGACUCUGCCAACAAGCCGAUGCAACUGAAGCUGAAAGACUGGCCGCCUGGAGAAGACUUCAAGUCGGCUUUACCAGCGUGGUACGACGACGUGAUGGCGGCUUUCCCGUUAGGCGACUACACAAAUCGAGUCGGGAAACUCAACAUGGCGCAUUACUUGCCAAACCUGUUCCUUCCACCGGAUUUGGGGCCUAAAAUGUACGUGGCUUACGGCAGUGCUUUGUUGCCUACUAUUAGCUCUACGAAUCUGCAUCUGGACGUGUCUGAUGCCGCGAAUGUGAUGGUUUAUGUCGGGGCUUGCAGCGACGAAGACAGUGAUUUACUGCGAGCGAAUGAUGCUGCAAUUCGAGCCGUGUGCGACCCAACGAUCCUGCACGACAUUCAGAAAGCCGGUCGUCGCCCCGGCGCCCUGUGGCACAUCUACGAGGCCAGGGACGCCGAAAAGAUCCGCGACAUGCUCCGGAAAGACAUGGCUAGUCGCAACGUGAAAGACGCCAUGACCUGCGAUCCUAUCCACGACCAGAGCACUUACAUGGACCACGAAAUGCGUCGGAGAUUGCGUGAGGAGUACGGAGUCAAGGGCUAUGCGUUUGUGCAGUGCCUCGGGGACGCCGUUUUUAUCCCUGCCGGGGCGCCGCAUCAGGUCCGCAAUUUGAUGAACUGCGUCAAAGUGGCUGAGGACUUUGUGUCGCCGGAGACUCUGUUUCAGUGCCUUGAUCUCAUGAGAGACUUUCGGCGACUCACCGGGGAUCACAGUUCGCACGAAGACAAGAUUCAAGUCAAGAAUAUGUUGUAUCAUGCUGUGAAAUGUUCGAUUUAUGCAUACUGGAAAUCGCUGUCGUGAGAAAGCCAUGUGAAUGUAUGUGUGUGUGUGUCGAAUGGGGAAAACACGUUGGAACAUCAUUUGUACUUUUUUGAAGAAUUUUUUUAGGCGUCGGAAAAAAAAACUUGACGUGUUCGUAAAAACGUAGAAACGUCCUCUCGAUGAACAGUAUUAUCGGUUCUGACAUUUAUUUGAAAACCUCAAUUAUUUUUUCAUCGGAGGCACGUGGUAAUAUCUUAUUUUCAGCAUGGAAAAAUAAUUUUUCCGAGAUAUUCCUGUUGAAAUAAUUUAUUUUGUCGAGACAACUCCACGCAGCAGGUGAAGUGUUCCGGAAGAAUUUACCGUCUCUCAGCAGUUGUUCAUCUACGCAUCAGCUUCUCAUUUUUAAUUCUUCCUAUUAAGUUGUUUUAGGAAGUUGGCAGUGUUUCAAUUUCAGCGUGAAGAAUAAUUAUUUGAGGUAUUGCUUUUUCUUCAAAUUUUUUGUGACUGAAGGAUUGCUUAUACUGUAUUACCAGGAGAAAUUCUCAGUUUAUCAGCUCUUCGUGCAGCAGUCAUGCAAUUCUUGAGAAAUACUUGGUCAUUUUUUUCUUGAUAGGACCUGGCCAGAUCUCGUUUUCAACUUGAAUGAACAAGAAUGUUCCGAAAUCGUAUCUCUGUAGAUUCUAAUUUUGUCUGAAUGGCUCUUGGACAAACAGUUCAACUGUUGGUAUUACCGGAAGAGUUUCUUGGCACUCAUUCACUCAUCAGUAAGCCACUGUAUUCAAAAGUGUAUCUUCAUCUCCAUUAAAUUUUGACUGAAGAAACAUUAUGAAAAUUUAUUUUAGCGUGAGAAGAGAAUAAUUAUUUUAUAUCUUAUUGUUGCAUUAUUUUGCCGAGAGGACUUGAAGGAUCAGUGAAACUAUUCGAAUUUCUUGAAGAAUGGUCGGGUUUAUCAGAACUUUUUUCUUCGCGGAUGGCACAUUUUCGGAAGGAUUUUUUUUUUUAGUUUAGUCCACGUUACCCUAAUUGGUAAGCGUUAUUCGCAAUCUCCUUGCUUUUGUCAGAAUUUAUUUUCGGUGGAAUGAAAUCGCGGUUCUUAUUU